Messenger RNA from Erigeron canadensis, 3324 nucleotides. RefSeq lists its product as uncharacterized. Gene Ontology annotation, biological process: telomere maintenance; DNA repair. The record is from RefSeq and is a predicted model, not a curated record. The transcript is spliced from 2 exons. Gene Ontology annotation, molecular function: DNA helicase activity. Bases 1 to 3324 code for a protein of 1107 amino acids. Lineage: Eukaryota; Viridiplantae; Streptophyta; Magnoliopsida; Asterales; Asteraceae.
AUGUAUAACAAAAAAGGGUCCCGUCAAUCUUUGGAACAAAGUAAUCUGUCAUCUACUUCUACAAAUACGGCUUAUACUGGUCAGCAGUCGCAUCGUCAGGUUCUUCGUGCUCCUGAAUAUAUGGAUAUUAGAGACUGUACCUAUGUUUGUGAAUUCUGUGGUGCUUUAUUCUGGUUUGAUGAGCGUGUGAUGUCCGUACCAUUAGGGCAACGACCUAGAUAUACGACAUGUUGCAAGCACGGAGCUGUCAUCAUUGAUUUCCCAGUCGACCCACCAGAUACAUUGCGCCGACUUUUCCAAGAAACACAUUUUAUGAACAACAUCCGUGCAUACAAUUCAAUGUUUUCAAUGACAUCAUUUGGUGCUAAAGUUGAUGAUUCAGUCAACCAAGGCACUGGACCUUAUGUCUUCAAAAUUACAGGCCAGAUCUCUCAUUGGCUUGGUUCUAUUUGUCCGCCUCCUGGUGAACGUAGAUUCUUGCAAAUGUAUAUCUUUGAUUCUGAGAGCGAGGUUGCAAACCGUCUUAGUUGUUUUUCUAAUACCUCACGCCAGCCACUCCACCCUGAUGUUGUUUCCACUUUGGCUUCCACAUUGAAUUUAUCUAACGAAUACGUUCGUUUGUUUAAAAGUGCUAAAGAUUAUUGUUCCAUGCCAGAUAUCCUUGAUUUUGUUAUCAGACUACGUGACUGUCACAGGCUUAAGAACUAUGGUCUUCCAGAGGCUGGAACUUUAGGUGCAAUAGUUUGUGACGAUGGUUCCGCAUCAGAAGAGUUUGACAUCGUUGUGCGUACCAAGGACGAUACACCUCAGCGAGUUAGUAAACUACAUCCGGCGUAUAUGCCUUUACAGUACCCACUUCUGUUUCUACACGGUGAACGUGGCUGGUCACCUGCACUCCGUUUAGCUGCUACCUCAGAUAGCUCUAAUCGCACCUUAACGAUGAACAUGUUUUACAAAUUCCAAAUCCAUGAAAGGUCAGAGCGAUAUACACAUUUGUUGCAUGCUGGUAGGUUGUUUCAGCAAUACUUGGUUGAUUGCUAUGUUUCUAUAGAGCACAAUAGAUUGGAAUAUAUUCGUUACAACCAAAACGACCUCCGUUCUGAAUUUCUGGAAGGAUUAUAUGAUGCUUUGUCUGCUGGGGAGGUUGAAGGCCGCCAUGUCAGAAAACGCGUUAUUCUUCCUGCAUCUUUUACUGGUGGUCCUCGGUAUAUGUAUCAACAUUACCAAGACGCGUUGGCCAUUUGUAGAGUUCAUAAUAAUCCACAAUAUUUUAUUACAUUUACAUGUAAUGUUAAAUGGCCCGAGAUUGCCCGUGAACUCUUAAAAACAGGUGCACAACCUCAAUAUAGGCCGGAUAUUAUUGUUCGCGUCUUCCAGUUAAAAGUGGAGUCUUUCAUAAAAUAUAUAAAAGACUCGCAACUAUUUGGAGCUGUUACAGCAGGUUCUUAUGCUCUUAACCAUUUCAUUUUCUUAUAUUAUUGUCGUUGCACUAUUAUAUCUCCAUUGCUUAAAUUAAAAUUGUUUUGUGCAGAGGUUUACACUAUAGAAUUCCAAAAACGAGGACUCCCACAUUGUCACAUACUUCUGUGGGUGUCAUCAGAUCAUACGAUUCAAGAGGCAACAUCUUUAGAUAAUUAUAUCUCCGCAGAGUUACCUGAUAAGGUUGCAGAUCCGAUUCUCUAUAGAAUUGUAACAGAGAGUAUGUUGCAUGGACCUUGCGGUCUAGCUAAAUUAAAUGUUGGAUGUAUGUUUGAAGGUCGUUGUUCAAAGUGUUUUCCAAAACCUUAUGAAGAUGUUACAAGAUUCGAUUCUUAUGGUUAUGUUCAUUACAAAAGACGACACACUGAUGAGCAUUUUAUGAAAGGCGGUGUUCCCCUCGACAACGGUUUUGUUGUUCCUUACAAUAGCGAUCUCUGUAGACAUUUCGACGCACACAUUAACGUGGAGUAUUGUGGGUGGAGUAUGCUAAUUAAAUAUUUGUUCAAGUAUAUCUCCAAAGGCGUCGAUCGUAUAAAGUUCCAAGUUAGUAAGCAGACAGCCUCUAAAUCCUCAGAAAAUUCUGAACAAUCUUCCACAGUUGUCAACGAAAUCGAUAAUUUUGUUGAUGGCCGUUUCAUUUGUCCUCAUGAAGCAGCAUGGCGCAUUCUCAACUUCCCUAUACAUCAUAGAAACCCAGCAGUUCAAAUACUUGCUGUACACCUCGAGAGAAAGCAAAAUGUAACUUUUAGAGCUUUGCAAAAGCUUUCUACCGUUGUCAGCAAUCGAGCUAUCACACGCACUACAUUAACCGAAUGGCUAGCAAAUAACCGACGUGAACUGGCUUGCAAUACUCCAGCUGAACAAAGCGGCUUGCAUUUAAAGUACACAGAAUACCCAUCUGAAUACACUUGGCAUGCAAACAGCAAAAGUUGGAUACGCAGGGCCAGACGUAGACCUUCUGCCGUUAGCAAGUUGGUGUAUGUUCACCCAACUUGUGGUGAGCUCUUUUACUUGAGGUUACUUUUAACUCACCAAGUUGGAUGCACUUCAUUUGAAGAUAUACGGACUGUCUCGGGCGUCACAUAUACCACCUACCGUUUAGCCUGUGAAAAACUCGGCCUUAUCGGAGAUGACCAAGAAUGGUCACAAACACUUUCAGAGGCAUCUCAUUGGGCAACUUCUUCUGAACUCAGAUCUUUGUUCAUACAUAUGUUGGUAUUUUGUGAAAUCUCGAACCCUCUAGCUCUAUGGGCAGCGCAUUGGCAAAAGAUGGGAGACGACAUUACUUAUCAGCUAUCUCAUAUUCCAUCUUCAUCUGCUUCUACAAGUACAAGCUCUGAUAUACAUGAGUACAUUUUGUAUGAGUUGGAAGUAUUGCUAAAGUCUAGGCCUCAACCACAAUCUCUAUCUGACUUUGGACUACCUCUACCAAACGAGUCAAUACUUGCAGUUCUGACGAAUCGUCUUCUUCUAGAAGAGAAAACAUAUGACAGAGACGCGCUGACUAUUGAACACACAACUCUUUACUCUGCACUUAAUUCAAAACAGUUGCACAUCUACAACCAUGUUUUGGCCAACCUUGAUGGAUCUUUACAGGUACUUCUAUUUAUAUAUGGGCACGGUGGCACGGGCAAAACAUUCCUUUGGAGAACAAUUAUUUCUGCUCUAAGAUCUAGAAGAAAAGUCGUGUUAGCCGUAGCGGCUUCUGGAAUUGCAGCGUUGCUGCUACCAGGAGGCAGAACAGCACACUCAAGAUUCAAAAUACCUCUAGAUCUAACCGAGCAAUCCACCUGCCAUAUAAAAAAAACACUCAACUUUCAAAGCUUCUAUUUGAAACUUAUCUGA